Stegastes partitus (bicolor damselfish) is the source of this 4224-nucleotide messenger RNA. RefSeq names its product paired box 7a (gene pax7a). The transcript has 9 exons. Gene Ontology annotation, molecular function: DNA-binding transcription factor activity, RNA polymerase II-specific; RNA polymerase II cis-regulatory region sequence-specific DNA binding. Gene Ontology annotation, biological process: anatomical structure development; regulation of transcription by RNA polymerase II. Bases 56 to 1579 code for a protein of 507 amino acids. Lineage: Eukaryota; Metazoa; Chordata; Actinopteri; Pomacentridae. The record is from RefSeq and is a predicted model, not a curated record.
UUUUCUUGGCCUGGACUUUUCUGAGACGAGCAGAGUGUGUGUGAGUAGCUGCAGGAUGGCUACUUUACCCGGAACAGUGCCUCGGAUGGUGCGUCCUGCGCCAGGCCAGAACUACCCCCGAACCGGCUUCCCUCUGGAAGUGUCCACCCCUCUGGGCCAGGGCAGGGUGAACCAGCUUGGCGGAGUGUUCAUCAACGGGAGGCCGCUGCCAAAUCACAUCCGACACAAGAUAGUGGAGAUGGCCCACCACGGCAUCCGGCCCUGCGUAAUCUCGCGACAACUGCGAGUUUCUCACGGCUGCGUCUCCAAGAUCCUCUGCCGGUACCAGGAGACCGGUUCGAUCCGUCCGGGGGCCAUAGGAGGCAGCAAGCCCAGGCAGGUGGCAACUCCCGACGUGGAGAAGCGGAUCGAGGAGUACAAGAGGGAGAACCCGGGUAUGUUCAGCUGGGAGAUCCGGGAUAAGCUGCUGAAGGACGGGGUGUGCGACAGAAGCACAGUUCCUUCAGGUGAGGCUUCAUCUGUGAGCUCCAUCAGCCGCGUUUUGAGGGCCCGAUUUGGCAAAAAAGAUGACGAGGAUGACUGUGAUAAGAAGGAUGAAGAUGGAGAAAAGAAAACAAAGCAUAGCAUCGAUGGCAUCCUCGGUGAUAAAUGUAACCGCACAGACGACGGUUCAGACGUGGACUCGGAGCCCGACUUGCCGCUGAAGAGGAAGCAGAGGCGCAGCCGCACCACCUUCACCGCUGAGCAGCUGGAGGAGCUGGAGAAGGCUUUUGAGAGGACGCAUUACCCCGACAUCUACACCAGGGAGGAGCUGGCUCAGAGGACGAAGCUCACAGAGGCCAGAGUACAGGUGUGGUUCAGCAACAGACGGGCCCGGUGGCGUAAACAGGCCGGGGCCAAUCAGCUCGCGGCCUUCAACCACCUACUUCCUGGAGGAUUCCCACCCACAGGGAUGCCGACUCUACCCACAUACCAGCUACCGGAGUCCAGCUACCCCAGCACCACGCUAUCGCAGGAGGGCAGCAGCACGUUGCACAGACCCCAGCCCCUGCCUCCGUCCUCCAUGCAUCAGGGAGGUCUGAGUGCCGACAGCGGCUCUGCUUACGGCCUGUCGUCCAACCGCCACAGCUUCUCCAGCUACUCCGAUACCUUCAUGAGCCCCUCGGCAUCCAGCAACCACAUGAACCCCGUCGGCAACGGGCUCUCCCCACAGGUGAUGAGUAUCCUGAGUAACCCCAGCGCCGUACCCUCCCAGCCCCAGCACGACUUUUCCAUUUCCCCCCUGCACAGCAGCCUGGAGAGCUCCAACCCCAUCUCAGCCAGCUGCAGCCAGCGCUCCGACACCAUCAAGAGUGUGGACAGCCUGGCUUCCUCCCAGUCCUACUGCCCCCCCACCUACAGCGCCACCAGCUACAGCGUGGACCCCGUCGCCGCGGGCUACCAGUACAGCCAGUACGGCCAGACAGCUGUGGACUACCUGGCUAAGAACGUGAGCUUGUCCACCCAGAGGAGGAUGAAGCUGGGCGACCACUCGGCCGUGCUGGGGCUGCUGCAGGUGGAGACGGGUCAGGCCUACUGAGCCUCUCGGGACUCGCCCUGCCUGCACCACCGCUCUCGAUUUCACCCUCUGCCACCCUCCUCCAUGCUCCAUCCAGUCUGGACUCCAACUCCGGCUCGCUUCUCCGCCGCUCGCGCUGCAGCUCGGCCAUGACAUCAGCGCACAGACACGCCGCCUCUCUGCGACCAGAGAACGUGACGCUAGUGGGUGUGAGAAGUCUCUGUGGAGAGUGGAACUAAACUCUUUCACACCAUUGUCCACCACCAGGCGGCUCUGCACCCUCUCCCCUCGAUCCGUAGGGCAUCUUUGUCUGCUCCUCGCCCUCCUGCCCCAGCCCCAGACCCUGUUUGUUCUGCUCGGAGGGCCAGACAGCUGCAGGAUGGUCGAUGCCUUGGCCCGGAUUCCUCUUUGUCAUGGCUGCAGUCCAGCACACAUUCAGAGCCAUCGAUGUACUUUGACCUUGCUGUUCAUAGUAGUUAACGAAGCCGAUAUCAUUUGAGCGACUCUUAUUCUUGUUCCUUUUUGAUAUUGUUCGGAUUAUUGUUGCUGUUCUAUGAUUAUGGUUACUGUGAUUUCUGUUGUUCUUUGAUUCCAUUCGUAUCUCUUUUCUCUGUUAGAUGUCGGUGUGUAAAACGCGGUGGAUGACUGACGCGAUCGGGGAGUGCGUGUCUGUUGCGUGUGCAUGUUUGCGUGUCGGCACAGUCGCACAAAAGAGGAUGAUUGUUUUCCAAGCUGCUGCUGCUGCUGCUCCUCUGCCGGUUCCCUGAGCUCGAAUGUUCACGAGCGAUUUGACCUUCCCACUUUCAUAUUCAUCUUGACAUUCCUAAAGAACUUGGCCACUCUGUGGGAAGUCUGGCUGGAUGGAUUCUGCAGGGAAUUAGAGCAGCGUUUUGGCGGCCAAUAGCUUUCCCCUUGUAACCUCCAUCCCAUCCUUAGCCGCGGUCCGUAGGGAGGGGGGCAUUGUUUGCAAAAACAGGAUUGGGGAAAUUAAUGUAUUUUGAAAUAUGGACCUUGCCAAGGAGGGCUAGCUCAUCCCCCGCUCCCCACUCCUCCCAAAUCCCAUCUGCCAGGGAAUCCUGUGUGACUUAAACAGUGUAAAGCAGAUUAAAUCACACAAAUAUAAUGUCAGAGCUAAUUCACAGUGACCCUUCCCAUUACCAGCCAGCAGUUCACGUCUUACAGCAUAAUUAACACAUUCUGUAAAUGCACCUUGGGUUGGUUUCCACUCUUCGCCUAAAGAAGCAUUCCUUCGAAACAUUCCUCAGGCUCCAUCUGCGAAAAUACUAUAAGCAUUCCAGCGUUUUCUGUUAUGAGAUUAAGAAGUAGACAAGCUGUGCCAUUCACAUGCACUCUGGAAAAUCACAUAAUCCAGUCAGUGGUGAAAGGGCACAGGUACCGCCGCUGAUUGGCCCCCCUCUCUGGUCCGGACCGGAGCCCCGUCUAAUCCUGCGCUUUGACGCACUCACCGAAAUGUACAAAAGAAGAAAAAGAAUUUAAAUAAUAGUGGAUACGAGACAUUUGUGUAGCGCUCAUAGUUGACUCUUUGACCUGAUCCAGGACCAGCGGUUCCCUUGAGACGUCUGUGGUUUUUCAUUGACAUCAGUGUGAUAAUGAAUUGUUCCCUCUCAAGACGGAUCUGGUCCUCUGUCGCCUCUGAACCGAACCCUGUACAGUAGCUGGAGCAGAUUGUGUAUCGUUUCUUUACAAAGAGUAUGUUUUAUACUAAAACCAGGCGAUGUCGAGUGGUAGCGAAGCGAGGAUCUGUGGAAGUCAAUGUUUGUUUCAGUUUCCUUAACCGGCUUGUUUUCUGUUGCUUUGGUUUCGAUUGUAUUUAAUUGGUUCUCUUGUUCCGACCAAAACUUUUCUUUCUGGUUUUCGGCCAAGGCGCGAAUGAAUUUGUAUAAAUUAGAAAAAAUAAAUUCCACUGAAAUUGUUCCAAUUAAAUUUGUAUUAACGAGGAUCCAACUGAGCUCAAAGGAAAGCGUGGCGUCCCAGACAGACUCCCUGGACCGCGGCACCGCUGGAUCCAACAUCUUCACCCGUCACAGAAUCUUCAGGGUGUUUUUUUGACCACCUGGUUUCACAGACUGACGACCGGUGCGGACCAGGUGUGACCGGACCGCGGACCUAACACACCUGAGCCUUCGGUGUGAGACUCUGCCAGCGGUCCGGCACCACGACGGUGAUGAUGAAGGUGAUGAUGAAGGUGAUGCUAGUGACAGCAGCCUCCGAGACACGAGUGGCGUGGGACUCGUUGGACCAAUAAGACUUGACAGUAACGCUGACUCGGCACUGAAUGGCAGCAGGAGCGCCGCUCCACGUAGACGCCUCACUCAUGUGUAUAUUUUAAAAAGGAAGAAUUUUAGAUUGUCUUUAGUGUAUCAAACCAUUUCUAACACUCAAUAAACAUUUGGAUAUUUAAGGCAUACACCUGCUCCCCUCCCGUCUGUUGGACCCGUAACCCGUUUAGUUGCUUUCUGACAUCUGUGCUUUGCUUUACUCCUCUUUCUGUUCCGCAUGUUUGUAUAUUAUCAUGGUAUAAUUUAUUCUGCUGUAUGAAGUAUUAGAGUAGUGGGAAACUUGUAUUGGUAUUUACUACCUUCAGCCUGUUGGUGUGUUUACUGUAACACUGGCGUAACUGUUAUCAAUUAAAGAUCCAAAACCGA